CCCGAUGUCUUGCUGUAUCUAUCCCGAGACGCCCUCUACCCCGCUAUUUAAGACUGAUGACUUGACGCGACUCGUGACCCUUGGUUUCGCUGUUGUUAUGUAAUAAUUCAUAUAAUUCCAUAACGCAUUUCACAUCAAUCAAUGAUAUAUGCCGGAGACCUACCCAGAGGGCUAGAGCAAAGCAUAGGGCAUUAGAGGACUGAGGACAGAGAAUGCCACCCUUGGUCAACUGGCCAGGUGAUUUUCCCCUGACGUAACUGCGGAGAACGUCCCCCACCAAACCCAGCACCAGCCACAUAUUCCAGCCACGUACCCCAUCGCGAGCCACAUGUUUCGUUACGACGGACACGAAAUACGUACUCCUCCGUACUUCUCCAGCAUCAUCACAAAUGCACGUCACAUUUGCACAUGCUCUGCUUUGUCAUCUGACAUGCCCAGGAGGAACCCCCCUUCGGGAUCGACUCUCGGUAACUGUGUGGUGGACCUCGGCAUGUGCUCUAUAACCUCCCCCAGACAGACUUUCAAAGUCCCCCCCCAAGCCAAUCUACGGCACCUGGAGUCCGUCUACACGCUGCAUUGCCCGAGAAAUGCUCGUGUGUUCGACCUAACAACGACUUUUAACGAUCGCAAAGCGAACUAUUCCCAAACCAUCUCCCGACAUCUUUCACCGCGACGAAACCACGCGCGAUCAUUGCGACACCACACAGACCUCAUCAUUCUUCGACCUUCCUUCCCACCCGUGCUUUACAACGAUAAUUGACACGCUUUUGAUACCCUUUCGUUGAUCAUCCCACCCCUACAGUCGUGCGCUAUUGUUUCUUCCUCCCAUCUUUACAUCUCCCACCCAU
This is a messenger RNA of Sodiomyces alkalinus F11, 848 nucleotides long. RefSeq lists its product as hypothetical. The record is from RefSeq and is a predicted model, not a curated record. The coding region runs from base 329 to 760 and encodes 143 amino acids. Lineage: Eukaryota; Fungi; Ascomycota; Sordariomycetes; Glomerellales; Plectosphaerellaceae. The transcript has a single exon.